Messenger RNA from Phycodurus eques (leafy seadragon), 543 nucleotides. Its product is annotated as regulator of G-protein signaling 21-like. The coding region runs from base 1 to 543 and encodes 180 amino acids. The record is from RefSeq and is a predicted model, not a curated record. The transcript has 5 exons. Lineage: Eukaryota; Metazoa; Chordata; Actinopteri; Syngnathiformes; Syngnathidae.
AUGGACGGGCUUUGUAAAACAUCUCUGGAUCUUCAGACCCCAACGAGAAUACACAAUGCAUGGAAAAGCAAAAUACAUGUAUUCAUUCAGAAUCCUUCACCAUGGGCUAAAAUCAACAGGCACACCGCAAGUGAAACAAGGCCAGUGGCAGAAUCUCUUGAGGUGCUUCUUUCCCAUAAAGUUGGACAAUCAGCCUUUCGGGACUUUCUAAAGUCUGAAUUCUGUGAGGAAAACUUGGACUUUUGGCUUGCCUGUCAACAGUUCAAAACCUUGGACAGAGCGGAUCAGCGUAAACAGAGAGCAUUACACAUUUAUGAAGAAUUCAUUGGCACUGAAUCGCCUUCACAGGUAAAUUUGGAUUUUUACACUAGAAAUGUCAUCAAACAAAACCUCCAACAGCCAUCUCCAUCCUGUUUUGUUGUGGCACAAAAGAAAAUCUACAGUCUACUGGAGAACGGACCUUUCCCUCGCUUCGUUCAGUCGAAACACUUUCAAGAUGUGUUUAAAUGCACUUCCGAGCGAGCAAACACCAGAAGGCUUUGA